AUGGCCUACUUGGCUCCGAGGCCCAGCGGCCGGCACCGCUGCCGCUCGUCAUUAUUAUUUCCCAUCCCCCUCUCUUUCCUUCCCUACAUCAGGAAUUGUGAGCUGAUAUACCGGGUGGAUGAUGAUGACUUCCUGUAUCGAGUGGUGACCCCCUCAGUGCGUCAGGGGGGGGUGGGUUCCCCGACUUCAGCCCAACCAGGAGAAGGGAUUCAAGACUUCAUCUUGUUGGCUUCCAAGAGGAAGCCGUGUGGCAGCGGAGACCCUUACGUCAUCGCACUGCGCUCAGUGUCCCUGCCCACUCACCCCCCCACUGAAGGAUAUAACAGAGGAGAGGUUCUGUGUGCUGGCUUUACCAUCCUGGAGAUUAAAGACAACAUGUCCCUGGUCAGUUACUAUAACCAGGCGUCUCCAGAGGUUAUUCCCUACAUCUCCACGGACAUCGCCGGCCUCUCCUCCACUUUCUACCACACCUUCUCUUCCUGCAGCCAGUACCUCGCCAAAAACAGACUGCAGUCGGCCUCUGAGGAGCCAACUGGCCCAGACCAGACCACAAACACAGACAGUCCCACCUGGGCUGCUGCUGCAGACGGUCUGUCAGCGCCCCCCCACAGCACCAAGCUGUAGAGUCAGGGUUAUUUCCAGGCCAGUUCACAUCACGUGUACAGUGUUGCUUGAGGUUAAGAUGCUGCUUUACAACAUGGUACUAUUAACACGGCAUUAAGUGGUCACGGUGAUCAAAAGGUGAUAUUUAGAUUCAAUCUAAAUAUCCCAAAAAAGUGAGCCGAGAAAGAAUAAUGCUCUAAUAUUCAACCAGACUCUGAUAUAAAACAUAGACCUAAUUUCAAAAUAAAGACUCAUUCAAUAUUAAUGAUUGUGCCUUCACACAAUUGAAACAUUGGUGUCUGUGUCUAGCUAUUGUCAGAUAAAAAUAUGUUUUUGUUUUUGAAUCUACGGUUUGUAUUAUUGUAAAACUAACCAACUGCAGGCUUUUUAUGAGAUGCGGGUAAUUUUUUUAAAGAAACACUAAAUGUAGCAGUUAAUGGUGAGAGAAAUAUCAACACGUUCUGACUGCAAUGAGCAGAA
This is a messenger RNA of Notothenia coriiceps (black rockcod), 1083 nucleotides long. RefSeq names its product acyl-coenzyme A thioesterase 11-like. The record is from RefSeq and is a predicted model, not a curated record. Gene Ontology annotation, molecular function: lipid binding. The coding region runs from base 1 to 624 and encodes 207 amino acids. Lineage: Eukaryota; Metazoa; Chordata; Actinopteri; Perciformes; Nototheniidae. The transcript has 4 exons.